Molecule: messenger RNA, 3864 nt
Organism: Strongylocentrotus purpuratus (purple sea urchin)
Lineage: Eukaryota; Metazoa; Echinodermata; Echinoidea; Camarodonta; Strongylocentrotidae
Product: angiopoietin-1 receptor
Exons: 16
Coding region: 1-2931 (976 amino acids)
Molecular function (GO): protein binding
Source: RefSeq, a predicted model, not a curated record
AUGGCCGGGUCAUUUGAGAUAUACUGUAUUAAUAAAGUCAUCUCUUGUUAUCCAGGUGAGGUUGUUCAUAUCACAGUGCUGACCGCGAGACACACUAAUGUAGCCGGUUCAUCUAGAGGUUUCGAGUAUCAAUGUUAUCGCAGUGAACCAGAUAGAGACGCUUAUAUAUCAUUCGGUCGAUCAGCACCAAUAACAACAAACAGAUCACCACCAGAAGAGGAGCAGCACUCAGAUGGAUUCUCAUUCGUCAGAGUGGUGAGAUUCCCUACAAGCGAUGGAUGGGAUAGAGAUGGUUUCGGUCCUUUCUACUGUGAGGCUUCCAAAUCUGGUCGAGAUGUUACAAGGGUUACUACAUUUUUCCAACGAAUUGAUGCUAAAUUCAUAUCAAGUGAUGGAUUGUUUACAAAGGCAGUCAAUGUGAAUGACACUGGAGUGAUGAUCAGCAUGACUAGGCGUCAUGAUCCUGAGGCAAGUGGCAAUGUGAUUACUUGGAGGAAAGAUGGAAGUGAGGUUCUUACAUCAUUUGAUGGGCAGACUCAGCUCAGCUUCCCAAACCCAAUCCAGACAUCAGACCAAGGAAUCUAUGAGAUCUACUAUGAUAACGAGAGGAAUCAAAGUAGAGGAGGAUUAUACAGACUAAUCGUUAGAGAAUGCCCUGCUGGUAAGUGGGGUCCCCCUGACUGUUAUGGUAUCUGUGAUAAAUGCUACAAUGGUGGAGUCUGUGAUGACAAGUCUGGUCUAUGUAUCUGUCCUAACAACUUCAAGGGACCGAAUUGUUUAGAAAUUUGUAGAAUCGGUGGUGGAAAUCGAUAUGGAUUGAACUGCGAGUUUCAAUGUUCAUAUAAGAGUGAUGGAAACAAAAAAUGUCAUGGAUAUCUUUUUUGCCUACCUAAUCCGUAUGGAUGUUCAUGUGAUGUCGGAGCCCACGGUAAUUCAUGCAACACACUAUGUACUAGUGGAACAUAUGGUCCAGGAUGUUCACAGACAUGUAACUGUGCCGUAGGUUCAUCAUGUGAUAUCUAUAGUGGAAUAUGUUCAGGUGGAUGUCAGACUGGCUGGUCUGGGGAUAACUGUCAAAUUCCAGAUGAAUGUGAGGACGGUUACUAUGAAUCUCAAUGCACUGAUAAAUGUCAUUGCUUUAACGAUAAGCCAUGUGAUAAGCAGACUGGAGAGUGCCCUGAGCAGAAGUGUGCUCUAGGAUACAAAGUACGCAGUGGCCAGGUCAAAUGUCAAGAGUGUGAAGGUGGUACCUUUGGUUUGGAUUGUCUUCAGCAAUGUUUUUGUGCUCCAGAAGCUUGCGAGACGGAGAGGGGUCUUUGCAAGGGACAAUGCCUUGAAAGCUGGAUUGGACCGUACUGUCAAAGAAUAUCAAGAUUGGUUCCAAUGAGAGUAAACCCAUACCAACCAUCUACUUUCACAUGUUAUGUUGAGGGUAUCCCACUUCCCGAUGCAUCCUCAGUUGAUCUUUACAGACAGACUGGAAGCACCGAUAACACGACAGGAAUCACCAGGACAUCGAGCACUGUCUCAGGGUCAGAACGAGCUGUUGUCUUUGAUGUUGAUAGUGUGUAUCCGCAUGAAUAUGGGGGAUACGUUUGCAUUCUAUCUGUUGAAAACACCGGCUAUCCCAGUACGCCCUCUACUAGCGCAACUUAUGUUCUGCCAGUAAUUGAGAAAGGACCAGUGAUAGUGAGCACCACGUCAACUACAGUAGGUCUUCGAUGGAAUGCAUGGUCUGAAGAAGAUGACAUAGGUGAUCCUCCUCUGGUAGGAUAUGAUGUCUUUGUAAAGAAGGAUGGUGACUGGGUAACGGAUCAGAGAGUAGACCAUCUCACAACAUCAGCCUUUGUUAUCAACCUGACACCCGACACAGAUUACAGGUUUCGUUUAGCAGCAGUGAGGGAAGGAACAGGUGGAGCCGGACUUGCUUCUCCUUGGAACAACACAAUAACUCGCUGUAGAAAACCCAGUGCUUCUCCAACUAGACUACAAGUUUCAGCCAUUAACCCUAAAGAGCUAGAGGUGACAUGGGAGCACCUCCCCUCGGAAUCAGCAGAAUGCAGGAGUGGAGUAAGUCAUUAUACGAUCUACUAUGCUGCCACUGGAUCAACUUCUUCAAACCCUAUCCUGGUUUCUCGUGACACUAGCUCCUACACAAUAAAAGGGUUAUACACCUAUCUGGACUAUGCCAUUCAAUUGACUGCAUCAAAUAAAGACGAGGAGGGUGAUAGGAUCAGUGAGGCUAUCGGCAAAACAAUUGAAGAAGUCGCACCUGCUCCUAUCAAUGUGGCUUUACCGCAGAGUACUACAAGCUCCUUCACUGUAUCCUGGUCUACCCCUCUACCGUAUAACAUCAAUGGUAACAUCCAGAAGUAUAACAUCCGCUACAAGCAAACUGAUCCCGUUGUUGAUGGUAAAUACAAGUUAGAGGAAGUAUUAACUGAUGCAUUUGAUGGAGAACAUACUAUAAUGGACCUGCCCCCUGAGAACAACUACACAGUUCAGGUACGAACUGUCAAUGGAGCUGGUUCUAGUAAUUGGUCUGAGCCCGUGAAUGCGAAGACCAUCCUCUCAGGUGAUGAUAAUGGUAUCAGAAUACCACUAGGAGUUGUUAUAGGGAGUGUGAUAGCACUCCUCGUUAUCAUCGUAAUACUAAUAUGUAUUGUGGUGAUGUAUAGAAGGUUUAAACAAAGACGUUUAAAUGCUGAACCAGCCACAUCGCCUCCGAUUAAUGCACAUGAGACGUCCUCGAAGCAUGGGAACCCUGCAUUUGAUUACCCAGACACCCAUGAUACCUUCCAAGACCUUAAUACAGACACACGGAACAACCAGUAUCGCACCGACCCCUAUAGCUAUCAAGAUGUCCCAGAAUCAGAUCCGGGAGACAUUUACGAAGUUUACGAAGUUUACGAAGUUUACGAAGAAAUAUAGAUACAACCCAGGUGAGGCAGAGGGGUAUCUUGUCAGGCGUAAUCAACCAUGCUGUAUCAAUCAUAAUGCACGUCGGUCACUCUUGUGCAUAAGUAACUGCAUGUAAAACAUCUUCAACUCUCUUCCAGUAGCUCGUUUGCCAAACGUGCACAAACAUUAGGCACCAAUUGACGGAAGACCAUGGCUCUGUAAAAUUACAUAUUUCAGGUCUUGAUUAGCUCCAUGACAACCCUUUUAACACCGGUACAGAUUAAAGUUUCACUGGAAAGUAGGUCCUUGGUAAUACAGUACAUUUCCAGAUCAUUCUCGGCUUGAUAUAUUCCUACAAAGAUGUGUCCUCGAAAAUGUAGUCAAAUACUGAUGUAUUUCUCGCUCUCUGUAUACUCUGUAUUGAAUGAAGUAAAAUAACUCUAGGUAUGGGCUCUUAAAAUUGGCUGAAUCGGUAUUUCCCUGUUUUUUAGUGGCGGACAACUUUUCUAUUUGUUCAAACACAAGCAAAAAUGAUUAAAGUUAAAACUUUUCAAAAAGAAAUUGACUCAAGAGGGUCUAUCCCUGUCUGACUACCUUCAAGAUUCUGCAUGGUCAGGCCCCCAGUAUCUCUCUGAGAUGGUAUCAGUAACGCAGUCAGUGAGGUCACUGAGGUCUUCAGAGGCUACGAGACUAGUCGUGCCAUUGACAAGAACGGUCAUGUAUGGAGACAGGUCCUUCGCCAAAUCUGCACCCGUCCUCUGGAACUCUCUUUCUUCUUAUCUUAGACAAUUAGAUUCCACAGAACAAUUUAAAUCCCAGUUGAAAGCGUUUUUAUUUAUCUGAUGUUUAAGUUUAAUUACCUAAAGAACUAUAAUGUUGAACUGUAUUAUGUAUUUAUAUCUGUUUAUCCAAUACUUGAAUUUCUGUAUAUAUAAGAUUUGAAUUCCUGUUUAUCUAAGAUUU